Molecule: messenger RNA, 1395 nt
Organism: Symbiodinium sp. CCMP2456
Lineage: Eukaryota; Dinophyceae; Suessiales; Symbiodiniaceae
Source: the annotation of a GenBank genome assembly
AUGGCUGAACAGUGCAGUGCGCCUGGCUGCGCAGUGGAGGUGGUGUAUGCUUUUCAAGCCUUCAACUGGUUGGUCCGAGAAGACAUCCUCGUGCUGGAAUGCAGCUCCUCGGCCGAGCCGAAGACGGUCCCAUGGGCUUACACUAUUCCGCACAGGGGCUUGUGCAAACGUCUCUUGCAGGAUAUCUGUGACACGGCCCAGCCAGAGAACACGUCAUGUGCACUCCUUCUUGAUGAAGUUCCGCAGUCAGAAGCUUGCCCGGAACAUGUGGUCGAGCUGUCACGGUGGCUCUUUCGUCUCGUGGGCUGUCGGCGCCUUAUGCGCGUCAACCUGAACAACUUUCAGAGGCGAUACAACUUUCUAGGAACUGCCUCGCUCCGUGGCUUGCCUUCGUAUCCUGUCGAAAUCCUGGAUGGAAAGAUCUUUCUUGCAGGGAAGGUCAAACCGGACAGCAAGGCCCUUAAACAGCUGAACAUAACGAACAUUGCAGGUUUGGGGGUCCAAGAGCACAGCUCAACGUUCAGAAGCUAUGUGGGCUGCCAGUUCUUCCCCGUGAAGAGCACAAAGCAGCUUAAGUUGACCUUAACCGCAGUCUUGCAGUUUAUGCGUCGGUCACUUGAGGAACAUGGGCGGAUUCUGAUACUUGGAGAUCCGGCAGACGCCAGCGCGCGCAACCACGCUACCGCCUGCGUGGUGGCGUUUCUCAUGCAGGAUCACCAGCUUGACUUUGAGGAGGCCGUGAAGAGGAUUCCUCGACAGCUUUGUGGAGUAAGCCUGGACAAUCAAUUCGGCAUUUGUUGGCAGCUGCAGAACAAGUCUUGGAAUUUCGGCAGCAUCCUCUUGGAAGUGUAUGCGUUAUCGGGCCAGCACGUGUGCGCUCUUGAUGUUGAGCCUUUCGUGUCUGUGAGGGACAUUAAGCGUCUGGUAGAAAGAGAGACGGGAGUUUGCCACUUCAUGCAACGUUUGUUGGUCGGGGAGGCUGAACUUGAUCAAGACCAUUGGGAAGUGGUGGCUCGAGACUUUUAUGCAUCUGGCGCAGACACGAAGUACCAGUUGACGUUGCACCUGGUUCGCUGCGAGGGAGAGGUUUGGGACGGGCUUCGAGACUUGUUGGAGACUCUGGUGCAAGAAAACUGGAGAAACCGACCCUUAGACACAGCCUGGUGCGCUACUAAGCUCAACCGCUGCAAAUCGGAACUUCUGGACCAGGGCAAUCAGGCAACUUUUGUUCCGAUACCUGGCAUGUUCGGCGGCAUCGAGGUGGCAUGGGAGAUGGAGGGACAAGGCCGAGAAGUUCUAAACGUGACGGCGUCCAGCAGAAUGGAUUACAACUUCAGGGAAUGCUACAUCGUCUCGUCAGAGGGAUUCAGGAAGGUGAAGACGUCCCGCACUUGA